Molecule: messenger RNA, 570 nt
Organism: Musa acuminata AAA Group (dessert banana)
Lineage: Eukaryota; Viridiplantae; Streptophyta; Magnoliopsida; Zingiberales; Musaceae
Product: probable sugar phosphate/phosphate translocator At4g32390
Exons: 1
Coding region: 1-570 (189 amino acids)
Cellular component (GO): endosome; Golgi apparatus; trans-Golgi network
Molecular function (GO): antiporter activity
Source: RefSeq, a predicted model, not a curated record
AUGAGGGCGGCGACGGUGGCGGAUGGGGUGCUGAAGAAGGUGUUGUUGUCGUACGCGUAUGUGUCGAUCUGGAUCUUCCUCAGCUUCACGGUGAUAGUCUACAACAAGUACAUCCUCGAUCCCAAGAUGUAUGGCUGGCCCUUCCCCAUCAGCCUCACCAUGAUCCACAUGGCCUUCUACUCCGCCAUCGCCUUCCUCGUUGUCCGUGUGCUCCGCCUCGUCGAGGCCCCAUCGUCGCCGUCCAUGACCCGCGCCUUCUACCUCUCCUCCGUCGUUCCCAUCGGCGCCCUCUACUCCCUCUCCCUCUGGUUCUCCAACUCCGCAUACAUGUACCUCUCUGUCUCCUUCAUUCAGAUGCUCAAAGCCCUCAUAUUACUGACUUUGGAUGAAAUUCACACAAAGUGUCUUUUGAAUUUGUUAUUUGCUGAUAUUACUGAUUUUGGAUGUCUUGGUGCAUUUAUAUAUGAGACGGCUUACCGGCAGCAGAAGGGGCUAAAUCUGGAGUUAUUCAUGUUGGAAAUAAAACUGAUGAUCUCUAACUUUUCUGAUCAGCCAUCAGUGAAGUAUUAG